Syngnathoides biaculeatus (alligator pipefish) is the source of this 3052-nucleotide messenger RNA. It is a transcript of the gene kpna4, whose product is annotated as karyopherin alpha 4 (importin alpha 3). Bases 115 to 1677 code for a protein of 520 amino acids. The transcript is spliced from 17 exons. NCBI's taxonomy places the organism in Eukaryota, Metazoa, Chordata, Actinopteri, Syngnathiformes, Syngnathidae. Gene Ontology annotation, cellular component: cytoplasm; nucleoplasm; nucleus. The record is from RefSeq and is a predicted model, not a curated record. Gene Ontology annotation, molecular function: nuclear import signal receptor activity; protein binding. Gene Ontology annotation, biological process: NLS-bearing protein import into nucleus.
AAAAAAAAAAAAAAAUAGUCCGCUUCCAAGCGAGAAAGCGAGAGGCCGACGAGAGCAACGAUAGCUUAACUGGCUAACUCCACGAGUGGAACUAACUGCGCCCCAGCCGCUAGCAUGGCCGACAACGACAAAGUGGACAACCAACGACUGAAGAACUUCAAGAACAAGGGUCGGGAUUUGGAGUCUAUGAGAAGACAGAGGACUGAGGUAGUAGUGGAGUUGCGAAAGAACAAAAGAGAUGAGCACCUCCUCAAGAGAAGAAAUGUGCCCCACGAGGACAUUUGCGAUGAUUCGGAUGUGGAUGGAGAUUUCAGAUCGCAAAAUACCUCUCUUGAAGCAAUAGUGCAAAAUGCCACCAGUGACAACCAGGGCAUCCAGCUGAGUGCUGUUCAGGCUGCUAGGAAGUUGUUGUCCAGUGACCGGAACCCCCCCAUAGACGACCUGAUCAAGUCUGGGAUCCUUCCUAUUCUGGUUCACUGCCUGGACAGAGAUGAUAACCCUUCCUUGCAGUUUGAGGCAGCCUGGGCUCUGACCAACAUAGCGUCUGGCACUUCAGAGCAGACCCAAGCUGUGGUGGAGUCCAAUGCUGUGCCGCGCUUUCUUAGGCUGCUUCACUCCCCUCAUCAAAAUGUGUGCGAGCAAGCGGUCUGGGCUUUGGGCAACAUCAUUGGUGACGGCCCGCAAUGCAGAGACUACGUGAUCGGCUUGGGUGUUGUCAAGCCGCUGCUGUCUUUCAUUAGUCCCUCCAUCCCCAUCACCUUCCUCCGUAAUGUCACCUGGGUUAUGGUCAAUCUGUGUCGUCAUAAAGACCCCCCGCCGCCCAUGGAGACAAUCCAAGAGAUCCUGCCAGCUCUGGUUGUGCUUAUCCACCACACUGAUGUCAGUAUUCUAGUUGACACGGUGUGGGCUCUGUCCUAUCUGACGGAUGCUGGGAAUGAGCAAAUCCAAAUGGUGAUUGAUUCUCUCAUUGUCCCUCACCUGGUCCCACUGCUCAGCCACCAGGAGGUCAAAGUCCAGACCGCUGCUCUGAGGGCUGUGGGCAACAUUGUGACUGGAACAGAUGAGCAGACGCAGGUGGUGCUCAACUGUGAAGCGCUCAACCACUUCCCCGCUCUCCUCUCACAUCCUAAGGAGAAAAUUAACAAAGAGGCGGUGUGGUUCCUGUCAAACAUCACAGCAGGAAAUCAGCAGCAGGUGCAAGCCGUCAUUGACGCCAAGCUAGUCCCCAUGAUCAUUCACCUGCUCGACAAGGGUGACUUUGGAACCCAGAAGGAAGCAGCUUGGGCCAUCAGUAACCUCACAAUAAGUGGGAGGAAAGAUCAGGUGGCACAUCUUAUCGAGAAGCAGGUCAUCCCGCCAUUCUGCAACUUGCUCACGGUGAAGGAUGCCCAAGUGGUGCAGGUGGUCCUGGACGGCCUCAGCAAUAUCCUGAAGAUGGCUGACGACAAGGCUGAGACUAUUGCUAAUCUUAUUGAAGAGUGUGGAGGUUUGGAGAAAGUGGAGCAGCUGCAGAAUCAUGAAAAUGGAGAUAUCUACAAGCUAGCAUAUCAAAUUAUUGAUCAGUUCUUCUCGUCCGAUGAUAUUGACGAAGACAACAGCCUGGUACCAGAAGCUAUCCAAGGUGGAACGUACGGCUUCAACUCCGCCAAUGUGCCAGCUGAGGGAUUCCAGUUCUAGACGCCAUCCGGGUUAUUCUGGAGUUUUGUUCAUGAUGCAGCACUCUGUUCAACAUAAACAAAAUUAGGCGAGAGAGAGAGAGAGAGAGCGCGAGAGAGAGCGAGAGUGUGAGAAAUUGAUCCAUUGUGCUUGGCUCGUGGGAUCCAUGGCUGCAUCUUAUCUGGAAGAAAAUUGUGUGGAUUUCAUUUGGCAUUCCCAGGGGAAAGCAGCCCAAAUGAAGUUUGAGUUGGCGAGUGGGUGCGAGUGAGAAUGAGUGGCUACAUGUUGCAAAAGAACCAAAACAAAUAUCCAAACCAAGCAAAAAAAAAAACACCUACAUUGAAAUGUGUCGAAAGACACGGUGACGUGACAACUUCGACGACUCGAUAUCCGCACGAGGAGAACCAACAACACAACAAUGAACUCUUAAUUAUGAACAGAGAUGAAAGAAGCAAUCAUCACAACGCUAGAGGGUGCCACCUUUCCCCAAACUGCCACGCUAUCAGACGUGUGUGAAUGGAGCCUGCGUAUGAAUGUCUGGACUCAGCGCUGAGGAGCCAGGUUCAUCUCCUCUCUACAAGGACGUCCUGACGGGACACCCUUCUCCUCUCUUCCCCGGGGGGGCGAGGCCAGGAGUCCGGCUGCGUGUCACAUGUGCGAGCGAGCGAGCGAGAGAGAGAAUGGGCGGAUGGGUUGUGUGUGCGUGACUGGGAGUGUGCGAGGACGCAUGCAAGAGACGGCAGAGAUACAAACGCGACAUCUUGAGCAAGGAAAAUGAGAAAGAAAUCCGGCCUGUGAGGCUGAUCCCUAACAUCCCUGAAAGGAAGAACUUUGGAUAUGGGAAGGAAAAAAAAAAAUCAUUGCAAGGAAUAUUUUUGUUUUCAAUUACUUAGUUGCUAUUAAUUGACACUGGACUUUGCCAAUGGCAGAUGCACAGAAGUGGUGCAUUCUAUUAUGAAGAUGCAUUUGCUGGCUUGGAGGCUUUUCUUUUUGCCUCUGGCGUGUUCCUUUUUACCCCCCCCCCCCCCCAGGUUUUAUUUUCACGGCUUCUGUAAAGGCGAUCAAUAUGACACACCCUCACGUCACGACCCCAAAGCUAUGUCACAGCAUACAGGCUUGACGCUGUGAAAUUGACACCAUGGUUGUUAGAAAACAAAAUGAUCUGCUUAGUUUUAAGUACAGCAAAACUCGCCGCUUUGCAGUUUUGUUGCCAUAGCGUUGACUUAUCAUGAAAGGAAGAAGUGAACAAUUUCCAUUGUCAUGUAGGAUUGUGAGUCUCAUAAACCUUGCAUGUACUUAAUGAUGACACAGUUCCUUUUUUUUUAGGGUCUUUUAGUUUCCUUAGCCUGUGGAUACAGUGUAUUUUUUAUUUGAAGUAAACUGUGCUUAAAUGUUA